CUGAAAUAAACAACAGUCCACGUGCGGCUGCAGUGAAGGAGAUUUUUUUUCUCUGUGUGUUACUCUCUUCCCUUUUAAUGUAGCUGUAAGUUCUGAUAACUUAUUUUCGGUUCGUAGUUUCGUUUAUUAGUCAAUGAAUAGAUAUAAAUUGGCUUCAUUUUAUUCUUGAGAGAUUAUAUAAAUUAGAGAAUGGAUGACAACGUCACUUUUAAAACUAUAAAAGGUCUAUCAUUUGGUAUUUUAUCUACUGAAGAUAUUAAAAAAGUUAGUGUCUUAGAAAUUACAAAUGUAGAAAUUUUGGAUUGCCUUGACCAUGCUGCCACCGGUGGACUCUAUGAUCUUCGGCUAGGUCCUAAUGACAGAGAUGAUGUGUGCCAGACUUGUGGACUUGGUGACAUGUUUUGUGCUGGUCAUUCAGGUCAUAUAAGUCUUCCAGUUACAGUGUACAAUCCAUUUUUCUUCCAUUAUUUGUAUCAGCUUUUGAGGGGAACCUGUUUUUCUUGUAACAAACUCUUGGCUCCUCCUGUUGCAUUGCAUUUGACUCUGUUCCAGCUGCAGAGUUUGGAUUAUGGACUAGUAAGCACUGUUCAAGAUCUUCAAGAAGUUGUAUCAGAAGAUUUAAGCACUGUGUCAUCAGAUGUUCAAGUCAUAAUUUCAAAACUGGAAAAGAAGUUUAAUGAUGCUGUGAAUAAAGCCAAGUCUAAUGAUCAGAGUCAAUAUCCUGUGAAAAGUGUAGUUGAAUGCCGUAGAGAUAUCAUCAAAUCAUUUGUUAAAGCUUACAUGAUGGGUGCCAAAGGACGCUGUCCUCAUUGCAGGGCAGUAAAGAAAAAGAUAGUCAAAUAUAAUAUGCGUUUAGUGUAUAGAGACAAUGCAAAAGCUGUUAGUAUUGAAUCUACAAGUGGCGUAAUGGCAGCUGAACCCAAUCUACCAAAUGAAAUAGUCAAUAAAGAAUUGAUGCCUGAAGAAGCAAGGAAACAUCUUCUUCUAUUAUGGGAGAAUGAUCAAGUUUUCCUCAGUCACUUUUUUAAAACCUUAGGACAGAAACAUUCAGCUGGCUCUUGUCCUGUUGACAUGUUUUUUAUGGAUACCAUAUUAGUUCCACCUUCAAGAUUUCGCAGACUUAAUGUUAUGAAAGGUAGAAAAUAUGCCGAUCAGCAAACAUUGAUAUUCAAUGAAGUUUUAAAGGAUUGCAUCCUUUUGAAGAUAGUGAUAAAGAAAAUUCUUAAAAAGGAACUUAGUGCUAGUGAAGAAGAACGUGUGAACAAAUGCCAGGGUAAAACUGUCAGUGAGAAAUACAGCUAUGCUUAUCAACUGUUACAAAGGCAUGUUACUGAAAUAUUUGAUAGUGAUGUCAAUAAAGAUAAAAAUAAAACUUCCAAAGGAAUCAAACAGAUUCUUGAAAAGAAGGAAGGUCUUUUUCGCAUGAAUAUGAUGGGGAAACGUGUAAAUUAUGCUGCAAGAUCUGUAAUUUCCCCUGAUCCUUAUAUCAUGGUUGAUGAAAUAGGCAUUCCUUUGGUUUUUGCAAAAAAAUUAACAUUUCCAGAACCUGUUACUUACCAAAAUGUGGAAAAUUUACGACGGGCUGUAAUGAAUGGCCCUAAUGUUCAUCCUGGUGCUUCUUUUGUUGAGAUGGAAGAUGGUCGAAAAAUAAAGUUGACAGCUGACAGUGCAGAAAAAAGACAGGCCCUAGCAAAUAUGUUGCUUACUCCUCAAAAUUCAGCUAUUAAAAAAAUUGGAGGAGUGAAAGUUGUGCACAGACAUAUUAAGAAUGGUGAUAUGGUUUUACUAAACCGUCAACCAACUUUGCACAGACCUAGUAUGAUGGCUCAUAAGGCUCGCAUCCUUCCAGGAGAAAAAACUCUUCGCCUCCACUAUUCCAACUGCAAAUCAUACAAUGCUGAUUUUGAUGGAGAUGAAAUGAACUGUCAUUUACCUCAAUCAUAUCUGGGCCAAGCUGAAUGUUAUGGAUUGGCAAGUGUAAAUCAUCAAUAUCUUGUCCCUAAAGAUGGAACACCUCUUGGAGGUCUUAUCCAAGAUCAUAUCAUAGCAGCUGUACUGCUUACAAAACGUGGACGUUUCUUUCCAAAAGAUCAGUAUCAACAGCUGAUAUUCAGUGCAAUGGCUUUCUAUCGAAAAAGACUAAAACUUUUACCUCCUGCUAUCCUGAAACCUCGAAUGCUGUGGUCUGGCAAACAAGUAGUAUCCACUAUUAUCAUCAACUUGAUUCCUGAAGGAAAAAUUCCUCCAACUGUAGAAGGAAAAGCGAAGGUCUCCCAAAAGAACUGGAGGACAAAGCCAUCUUUAGAAUGGUCAGCAGGUGGUGCUAUAACUGGCGAGAGUAUGAGUGAAUCUGAAGUCAUUAUUAGACAUGGAGAGCUAUUGUGUGGCGUGAUAGACAAGGCUCAAGUUGGACCAACACCAUAUAGUUUGAUCCAUAUCUGCUAUGAGUUAUACGGAGGAGAAGUUUCGAAUAUGAUUUUAACUGCUUUAGCUAGACUGUUUACACAUUAUUUGCAGUAUUAUUCUGGUUUUUCUCUUGGAAUAGAAGAUAUUUAUGUGAACAAAAAGGCUAAUAAGAAAAGGAGACACAUUUUGAGGAGUGCUGCAAAGAAGGGCUUAAUUGCUACUGCUAAAGCUAUUGAUGUAGAUGAUCCAGAAAAUCCAGAUUUGAAAGAACUGCUUUUUAAAUACAAGGAAGUUCAUUGCUGUAGAGAUGAUUUUGGUUUGAAAAUGCUGGAUAUGGAAAUGAAAAAAGUUACUGGUGCCCUAAAUAAUGAAAUAAAUGAAGUAUGUAUUCCUAAUGGGCUGAGGAAGAAGUUUCCAUAUAAUAACCUUCAACUCAUGGUUGAAUCGGGAGCCAAAGGUUCUUCUGUGAAUGCUAUGCAAAUUUCAUGUCUUUUGGGACAAAUUGAAUUGGAAGGGCGGCGUAUGCCUUUAAUGUUGAAUGGCAGCACUCUACCUUCAUUCAUGCCUUACACUACUACUCCACAAGCUGGAGGAUUUGUUGGAGGACGAUUUUUAACUGGAAUAAACCCACAGGAAUAUUUUUUCCAUUGCAUGGCUGGUCGAGAAGGUCUUAUUGAUACUGCUGUCAAGACAAGUAGGAGUGGUUAUCUUCAGCGAUGUUUAAUUAAACAUUUGGAAGGAAUUACUGUUCAGUUUGAUCUUACUGUUAGGGAUAGUGAUGGAACUGUAAUUCAAUUUCUAUAUGGCGAAGAUGGUAUGGAUCCCCUAAGAAUGCAAUUAUUGAAAAAAAAUCGUCUGCAUUUGCUUGGAAUGAACUACAAAGCAGCCAUGUCUGAAAAGCAAGUACAAGCUUUGAAGCAAAUGGUUGAAGUAGAUCUCAAUAAAGAAAAGAAGAAGAUUAAAAGAUGGAAAAAGAAGCACCCUGAAAACUCUUCUCAUCGUACAUCUCUUGUCCAUUCGGUUAAUUAUAAAGCAGGUGACCAUAAAGCAAGAACUCAAAGAAUAUUUUCUGAGUUGAAUGAAUUGAGUGUUGGGGAUAGAAAAACGUAUGAAAAAUCAAAGCAGAGAUGUCCAGAUGCAAUAAAUUCUAAAUAUCGCCCAGAUACAACAUUCGGAUCUGUAUCCGAAAACAUGGACAAUUUAAUAUCUGAUUAUGUGUCUAAGAAUCCUCACGGUCUACUUUUAGAUGAUGAAGUAGAAAGCAGACAGCAAAACACUGUUACAAAGGAAAAUUUUAAAGAUUUAUGUUAUUUCCAUUCUAUGAAGUCACUUGCUGAACCAGGAGAUACUGUGGGGCUUUUAGCUGCUCAGUCUAUUGGAGAGCCUUCCACUCAGAUGACCCUGAAUACUUUUCACUUUGCUGGAAAGGGUGAAAUGAACGUGACCCUGGGUAUUCCCCGCAUUCGUGAAAUUCUUAUGACUGCUAGUCCAAACAUUGCCACACCUACAAUGGAUUUACCGUUUUUGGAUCAACCAGAAAUUAAAAAAAAGGCCAAUGAUUUGAAAUUGAAACUCUCUCCUGUGGCUCUGAAAGAUCUUCUUGAUUCAGUUAAAGUAAAAGAGUUCCUGUCUGUGUCAGAACAAAUGGGCAAUACCAGAAAUUAUAUAAUUAAAAUGGAUUUUUUGGAACAUUCAGUUUAUAAAGGACAUGUGAACACUACUCCAUCGAAAAUAUUAUAUUAUAUUGAGCAUAAUUUUGUAAAAAGACUUAUAGAUGCUUUAAAGAGAAAACUUCGUCAAUCUGACAAAGCAAAAACAAUUUCUGUGAUGAAAGAGAGUCAAAAUGCUAUUUUUAAGACUGAUAAUAAUAAUAAUGGAGAUGAAGAUUCUCCACCUCCAGUUGCUGAAGAGCCAGUGAAAGCAGAUGAUGGGGAGUCUUCAGAAGAGAGUGAAGGGGAAGGAGAUACAACUUCUGCCAAAUCCAAAACGCGUCAUGAUCAGGAGCAAGAAUAUGAAGAUCCUGAAGAAGAAGAAAUUUUACCUGAAUCUAGUGAAGAGAGUGAUGGUGAAGAAGUUAAAAUUAAAGAAGAAUUAAAAAGUGACAAUGAAGAAAGUAUUUCAAAUGACUUUUUCAUGCCCAAAGAAAUCGAAGCAAAAUCCUCCGUGGAUAAAGGUAUUAGAAUAAAUUAUGUAAAAAAAAUUGACCCUUGGGUAUCCACUUAUGACUAUGAUACCAAACGUCAGUACUGGUGUGAAAUUUCUCUUCGACUACCUCUUACUAACAAUAAAAUAGAUAUGAAAUCUCUUCUUGAAGAAGAAAUAAAUAAAGCAAAAGUACAUUCUGUUCCUUCUAUAAAUGAUGCCAUUUUAGUCGAAAAUCCAAAUGCAAAAGAUGGCUGCAAUCUUAUGUUGAAAACUGAUGGAGUUAAUUUUCUUGAAAUUUUUAAAUAUGUUGAUAUCUUAGACAUUAAUAAAGUAUACAGCAAUAAUAUCCAUGAAAUUGCCAAAAUAUAUGGUAUAGAAGCUGCUGCUCAAGCCAUAAGAAGGGAAAUUGUCAAUGUAUUUGCUGCUUAUGGCAUUCAAGUAGAUCCUCGCCAUUUAUCAUUAAUAUCUGACUAUAUGACAUGCAGUGGUCAAUACCGGCCUUGCAAUAGGAUUGGUAUGGAAGGAAAUGCAUCGCCUCUUCAACAAAUAACUUUUGAAACAUCAAAGAAUUUCCUGGCAGAGGCAAUGGUUAUGGGUGUAAGGGAUCGUCUGACGUCACCUUCUGCUAAUAUAAUAGUAGGACAAUUGCCUCCUGCAGGGACUGGUUGCUUUGAUUUAUUAUGUGUCAGUGGACCUUCAUGAUUUGUAAAUACAAAUUAUAUGUAAAUAAAAUUUUCUAAUUAAAA
Argiope bruennichi is the source of this 5297-nucleotide messenger RNA. RefSeq names its product DNA-directed RNA polymerase I subunit RPA1-like (gene RpI1). The transcript has 32 exons. Gene Ontology annotation, cellular component: RNA polymerase I complex. Gene Ontology annotation, biological process: DNA-templated transcription. The record is from RefSeq and is a predicted model, not a curated record. NCBI's taxonomy places the organism in Eukaryota, Metazoa, Arthropoda, Arachnida, Araneae, Araneidae. Gene Ontology annotation, molecular function: DNA binding; DNA-directed RNA polymerase activity. The coding region runs from base 190 to 5253 and encodes 1687 amino acids.